CUCAAAAUCCAUUGAUAAUUCCUAAGAAGUAAGCGACAAAAUAAAAAGCCAUUAUUUUUACCCAAAAUCCAUCAACAUCCCAAAGUCUUCAAUCCUGCAAUCUGGAUCAAUCCACAAGGAAUUGGGUUACUUCAAUGGCUAUGAGGGGUGGUCAAAGCAAGGAAAUUGUGACAGAGACUCAUAACAAUAAUGUUAUUGAGCAUGAUAAGAAGAAGUUGGUGGUGACAUCAGACACUGAAUUUGAUAUCUCAGAAAAGGAGAAGGCACCAAUUUGGGUACCAAAGUUCGUGAUUGGUUUGACCAAGAAGGAGAAGGAGGAAGAUUUUUUGGUCUUCAAAGGUUCAAAAAAACUUCCUCCAAGGCCCAAAAGAAGGGCUAAAUUCAUGCAACGCACCAUCAAUGUGGUAAGUCCAGGUACAAGGCUAAGCAAACUUUGUGUUGAACGAUAUGAAGUUAGGGAGAAAAAUAUAUCCAAAAAGAGAGCAAGAGGAUUGAAAGCAAUGUGCAAUAUGGAAUCUGAAUCAGAAUCUGAUUAGAAAGAAGGAAUACAACAACAAUGAAUGAAGUUGUUUUUGUGUAACCAAAUGGUAUGAGAAAUGUUGAGAUAUUUUGAACCGAAUAUUUAUUAUUUUUUCUUUCAUGAA
Messenger RNA from Vigna unguiculata (cowpea), 644 nucleotides. RefSeq lists its product as uncharacterized. The record is from RefSeq and is a predicted model, not a curated record. Lineage: Eukaryota; Viridiplantae; Streptophyta; Magnoliopsida; Fabales; Fabaceae.